This is a messenger RNA of Knipowitschia caucasica, 711 nucleotides long. Lineage: Eukaryota; Metazoa; Chordata; Actinopteri; Gobiiformes; Gobiidae. The record is from the annotation of a GenBank genome assembly.
AUGUCCAUCUCUGAGCCGGGCUCUGCGGAGCGCUUCACCUCAGCCCUGGAGGAGACCCACAGACAGCACCUGAAAGCCCAGGACCACAUCACAGAGAUGGCCUCAGAGCUGUUCCAGACACACAAGCACUUCAUCAAGUCUGCACAGGAUACCUGUAUGAAGAAGUGUAAGGAGGACGAGAUGCUGUUUGAUACAAUAGAGCCGUUCAAAAAAGACCUGGAACAGAAGAACAAGUCGCUGCAGGACAAACGCUCGGCCAUCUCCGAGGUCACGUCCGGGCUGCAGCAGAAGCAGCUGCAGAAAGAACAGAUCCUGCUCAAGAUGGAGAAGGUGAGGGAGGAGCAGGCCAAGAGGAGAGACGCCAUCGAAGCCCAGAACAAGGCCAACAAGAAGAGGCUGAAGAACCUGCAGGCGGCCCGCCACAUGUUCCAGGAGCAUCUGGGGCUGGAGAUCCGCGCCAUCACCGGGAACCACCAGGCCUCAACAGGAGAAAAACUGCAGUUCAUCUUCCGGAAUAUCAACCGCUCCGAUUUAACCAGCGCCUACAUCGUGACGCUGGGGAUCAACGCAGAGGGCGUCUACCAAGUGGUGAGCAGCGACCCGCCUCUGGAGCGUCUGCAGAGUCUGGAGCAGCGUCUUCAGGAGAGCAACAACCUGGCAGCGUUUCUGUCCAACACACGCCGAGAGUUCCAGGCCCUCGCUCCACAUUAA